Messenger RNA from Lactuca virosa, 1635 nucleotides. The record is from the annotation of a GenBank genome assembly. Lineage: Eukaryota; Viridiplantae; Streptophyta; Magnoliopsida; Asterales; Asteraceae.
CCUAAUUUAAAAAACUCUUUGCUUUCACAAAUUUAACCAAUUAUCACGAUCUACCACCCUAAGCCCACUGUAGCUCCAAAAAUCUCGAAAUUGCAACAACACAAUUCUUUCUUUUGCGCGGGAAUUACUUACUUCUAUCGUCAAAAGAUUUCCGUUAGGUUUUUGCAUCUUUUCAUAAACGAAAUACAAACUCGUUGUUUUAGUUGCGAGAUUUAAGGAACCUCAAAUUCUAUUGAUUGCUCUCAGUUUCCUUUUUUGAAUCAAGUUUUCUUCACAUAGGUUUAUCAUAUGGACGCUUCGUCUGUUAGAAAUCUCUGCCGAUAUUUGAUUUCGUCGGCGAUUCAACGAUGUCGUAUGUCAGGGGAACUUUGUCGAUUAUCCGUCGGUCUGAAAUCGUUUCCACUUGCCAAUCCUCCUUUAGUUCGUAUCUCAAUUUCUGACACGGGAGUUGGAAGCUGCUUGGAGGAGUUUCAGGAUGUGAAGUAUCUAAGUGAUUCAUCAUUGAAUCAGAUACAUGAUGGAGUUAUAUCAAUCGCCACUACCAGAGUUUGCGAUAAUGAAAUAUUUCACUACAAUAUAGAUCUUAAACAAAAAGAUUGCACAAAAAGGCUAGCAACAUUACCUCUAACCCCCAAAAAUGGUGCAACAUUCAGUGGGACUGAAGUAUCAUUCUCAACAUUUCAUAGUAUUGAUGUUUUACUAGAAGACAUUACUUGCUUUUUCCAGAAGAUGCUCAUUAUGAAGAUUCCUAAGGUUGGAAUUGAACUGAUUGUUGACAAGGUAGAAUUUCCUGAGCACCAAUGUGCAAAUGUUAUAGUGGCAAAUGAGUGCAUUGACUCACCUUCAGAAGCAAAUGCUGAAUGCCUCAAGUCAGGCCUUGUGGAUUAUGUUCUCAAGCAUGGGAAUAAAAAAGACAGUAUAUGCAAUUCUUGCUUCACAAUCGAGGAUCACUUGAAAGUAGGAAGUGGGGAGGUCUACAAAAGUUAUAGGAAUACUGAAACAACAAUAGAAGCUGUGGUUAUAAUCAGUGACUUAUCAGAGAUGAUGGAUCCAUCCUGUUUCAGGGCAUAUGGUAGUAAAACCGAGGUAUUAUACUUCAAUGAUUUCUCACCUGGAAUAACUUGUCAACCAUUACUAAAAGCAUUAAAAACCAUUGAUUGGAAAAGCUAUGGACUAAGCAUAAAAUCCAUAUCAGAUGAAGAUGGUUGUGCUUUUAUUGAAUGGGACAAUUUGCCUCAAGAUUCUGUGAAGCUUGCAUUGAAUGACUUAAAGAAAAAGAAUGCUGGUGUUCUUCUCAGUGCACAUGCAGUUAAGAUUCGCAGUUAUGCUCCAGAGCUUGCGAAAACAAUUGCAAGCCUGAUUUCAACCUCAGAUGACUUGAAAUUUAAAGGAGAAUGUGCUUCUAUUCUUGGCCUACAUUCUUCUCAUCAUGAUACAGAAUCAGAAUCCAUUGAAGAUAACAUUAAACAGAGGCUUACUUCAAUUAUAGACCAGAAUGACAGACAACCUCAGACUAAUAAGAGAACCAGAGAGUCUGCACCUCUUCUUUUUAAUGAUGACUGCUUUCAGGAACCAGAAUAUGCUGCAUAUCAGGAAUAUGAGGAUGAGGUAAGCUUUUCUGCUUUUGAUCAAUAG